Molecule: messenger RNA, 2202 nt
Organism: Closterium sp. Naga37s-1
Lineage: Eukaryota; Viridiplantae; Streptophyta; Zygnematophyceae; Desmidiales; Closteriaceae
Source: the annotation of a GenBank genome assembly
AUGCACUUUCCCUUGCAUCCCGCACUCCCCCUCACAUCCCGCACUCCCCCUCACAUCCUGCACCCCCCCUCACAUCCCGCACUCCCCCUUACAUCCCGCACUCCCCCUUGCAUCCCGCACUCUCCCUCACAUCCCGCACUCCCCCUCACAUCCCGCACUCCCCCUCACAUCCCGCACUCCCCCUCACAUCCCUCACUCCCCCUCACAUCCGGCACUCUCCCUCACAUCCUGCACUCUCCCUCCCCUACUCCCUUCUAUCUCCCCCCUCCCGCCACUCCCUUCUCUCGCCCUCCCUUUUCCACUGACCGUACCUGCGCCAUCCGCAAGGCACGCUGUCUCUUGCUUCAAUACGCAUCCUCCCUCUUGACUUCUCCCCCCCACAUGAGUGUACCUGCGACAUUGUCACGGCACACAGGCGCACAUGAGUAUGCCCUGACUGACCUUUCUCCCUUUCCCUGUUUCACCCUCCGCCUCCCUCCCCCUCCCUCCCCCUCUCUCCCCCUCCCUCCCCCUCUCUCCCCCUCCCUCCCCCACCCUCGCCCUCCCUCCCCCUCCCUCCUCCCAACUCCCUCUCCCUCUCCCUCCCCCGUCUUCGCAUGUCAUUGUGAGAGAAGCCGCUCAAGGCUGCUCAUCUGGUGCUGGAGAAGUAUGAAGUGGCGAUGCAGGCCGACCGACCUACAGCCGUGCCUAGCAGCCAUAGCACAGCUGCAGGAGGGCAUGUUGGAGGCGCGCAUCAAAGAAGGUCCCAAGGCCGACCUAGAGCCGUACUUAGCAGCUAUAGCACAGCUGGAAGAGAGCGUGCGGUGCUCUGAGGUGCUCCAACCGGUGAAGGGCGCCUGGCAGUUGGCUCUGUCUCACUCCCAGGCGCUGCUGAAGGAGGCCCAUCACCGCCUGAAUGCUGCUUUCAAGCAGCAGCUGCAGCAGUUCACCAAGGCUGCACAUCCAGCAAAGCUAGCAGAAGCGAUCAAGCAGGCCGAGUCGGAGGGCAAUGGGCUGCCGGUGCUGCUGGCAAAUAGAAAGGCGGGCGAGCGCAUCCGCCAGCUGGCAGAGGCACUCAUCCGGAUUGGCCGGGCCAAUAAAUGCCUGAAGAUAUACACCAAUGUGCGCGGCGCCGCGGUGAAGGCGGGGUUUAAGCGCAUGAACUGCACGGAGGAGCUCACACGUGAGCAGAUGGAUUGCAUGGUUUGGACGGAUCUGGAGACGCGCGUUGAGGGGUUGUGGAAGCCGCAGAUCAGCAUGGCGGUGGAUGUGGUUUUCAAGGCGGAGAGGGCGCUGUGUGAGACGGUCCUUGCAGGGUUGGAGCCGCACUCAAGCAAGGCGUUUGCAGACCUGGCGGAUCUCACGCUGGGCAUGCUGUUUGGCUUCGGGGAGGUGGUGGUGAGCCAAAGAAUGCCGGUGAAUCAGGCCAAGGAGCUGAUGGAUAUGUUCGAAACACUGUUGAAGAUGUAUGAGACCAUGCGGGCGCUCAUACCACAGGUGGAGGUGGUGUUUGCGGGCACGGCAUGUGAUGCCAUCCGGAGCAGCGCGCAGCAGCUGCUGCAGCGACUAGCAACGGCCUCUAAGGAUGCAUUUAACAACUUUGAGCUGGCAGUGGCGAGCGAUGAGAAUUAUAGCAUGCCGCGCGAUGGCACCAGGCAUGCGCUCACCAGCCACGUGGUGAACAACUUCAACUAUCUCAAUGACGGCUUCCAGCCCACCAUGCAGUCACUCUUUGGCGCUGGCAGCAACAUCUUCAGUGACAAUAUGAAGCGGGCCUUUGCGGUGCUUUACACAAACCUGGUGGAGAGGAAGAGCAAGCAGUAUGACAAUGCGGCGCUCAGUGAGUUCUUCCUCAUGAACAACGCUCACUACAUCGUGGAGCGUGUCAUCAAUGGCAAUCUAAAGGAUGUGGUGGGGGAGGAGUGGAUCUACCAGCAGCGGGGCAUCGUAGAGAAACAUGCCAAGGCGUACCUUCGGAUGUCAUGGAGAAAGAUUUUUGAGCUACUGAAGCCGGAAGGGCCAUCAGAGGAGGGCAUGGAGGGCAUUGCGCGCCGCAACACUGUCAAAGAGAAGUUCCGUGUGUUCAAUGCCACAUUUGAGGAGCUGCAUCGCACGCAGUGCAUGUGGAAGAUCCCAGAUCCCAAGCUGCAAUCCGCCCUGCAGCAAAGGAUUUCCAAGGACCUGUUGCCCGCCUACCGCUCCUUUCUGCAGCGAUGCACGUGA